AGGAGGAUUGAGCUACCUGGGGACUCUUACUUCUCAAUGGCUGGACUAUAUGGGUGUUCAGCUCCUGACAUGCAUAGCCUCCGACUCAUUGUGGUGUCAGUUCAGCUGCUUUGCUAUCUCCUGCUGUGUCCUGUGGAUGCCACUUCUCACAGAGAGCCAACGAGUGUCUCUACAAUGCUCCCUCCCUCGAAGUUGGGAUACCAGAUGCCAACCUCAGACCCCUUGUCUUGCCAGGAGCUGCUCCCAAAGUCCCUGCCUGGCUUCACUCACCUGCCCCCUGUCUCCAAAUUCCUGAUAGCCCUGGCUCUAAGGAAUGCUCUGGAGGAAGCUGGCUGCCAGGCUGAUGUCUGGGCUCUCCAGCUUCAGCUGUACCAGUUAGGAGGUGUGAAGGCUACACAAGCCCUCAUCCACCAUCUUCAAGAGCACCAGAAAGGUGGACACGCAGACUGGAAAGUGUCUGUAGAUGCCCUGUCCUCUGCUCUACAGCACUUAGCCUGGGAGCAGUCAGGUCCAAAGAGGGUCAGACGUUGGAUAUCUAACAAGGCCUGUGAAAAUGAGCAGGAACAGAGAGUGCACAACGUGGUUGACCUGCUGCCAGCAGUGGGCACCUACUACAACCUAGGCACAGCUUUGUAUUACGCCAUUAAGAACUGCUCUGACAAGGCCAAGGAACGAGGUCGAGAUGGGGCCAUAGACCUGGGUUAUGAUCUUUUGAUGGCCAUGGUGGGUGCCUCAGGAGGGCCAGCUGGUGCGGUGGUCACUGCUGUUCUUAAACCAGCGAUGAAGGCUGGGGUUCAGAGACUGAUCCGAUAUUAUUAUGAUGAGAAAGAGGUGACCACCCCUCAGUCAGAGGUGACCACCCCUCAGCCAGAGACCAGGAAGGAUAGCACCACAUAUAGCGAUGACGUGGAAGAAGCAGCCAUGUCCAAUUUGGUGUCAGAUUUUGAAAGUACAACUUCUAACUGGGAUUUGCCUUUAUUAAAUAACUAUCGUGUCUUGGCAUACAAGAGAUAGAUAGUAACAGAACAACAAGUGGAAAGAAAAUUCUGACAAGAGGAGUAUAGAUGAAUGGACAGGUGGGUGGUUUGGGUUCAUCACUGUCAUCACUUGCCAGGAAUUUCCUUCUUGAAACUCAGUUUUUACACUCUAAUGGGGCGAACUUUCACAUGAACAAGUGAUUAUAGAAAUUAAAAAGUGAUUAUUAUGAA
This is a messenger RNA of Arvicanthis niloticus (Nile rat), 1208 nucleotides long. The record is from RefSeq and is a predicted model, not a curated record. NCBI's taxonomy places the organism in Eukaryota, Metazoa, Chordata, Mammalia, Rodentia, Muridae.